AUGGAAGCCUUCAGGAACCGUAUUAAAGCUCCGCUAGCAGACCGAGGUGAAGAUUACCUCUAUGGCUUCAGGGGAAUUCAUGUACAUGUAUGUUUUCAAAGUUUUAAAAAAGUGGAAGAUUAGUGGAAGAUUUGUAAUGUAUUUUGCACUGAAAACCUUCCACCUAACUUCCACUUUAAAAAUGUCUUAAAAUUGCCUAAAAAUGACUUUUUGACACUUUUUAGAAGUGGAAGUUUGGUGGAAGAUUUUCAGUGCAAAAUACCUUACAAAUCUUCCACUCAACUUCCACUUUUUAAAAAUGCAAAAAUUUUAUUUCCAGUGACAAAAAAUUCUAAAAUAUGAUGUUUACCGCCAUUUCAGGACCUAGUAAAGAUAGUAUGUGGAGUGACAGCGGGGAUCUGGUUGAUUUUGGCAGUCGUAUCAAUACCUACAUUACAUUGGCUAGUGUUCCUUUUAUGUUUCGGGGGUGUGUGCAUAAACUUGGUUGCGAUUUUGGCAAAUCUACGACAAAUUGACAUUGGUUACUUUGCAUUUUUAAUUGUGACAGUAUGUUUUGCAAUUUUAGAAAAUUUUAUUUUUGAAGGUACUAGUAGUGCCAUUGGUACCACUUUUGGUUUUUAUAGUGUAAUGAAGUGCCAGUGGUAUUGCUUUUCAGUAUUUUUAAAAUUUUUUUAUUUGUUUGAAAAAUUAUGGCACUUUUUAAGGAGUGGAAUUUGAAUGGAAGAUUUGUAAUGUAUUUUGCACUGGAAAUCUUCCACUCAACUUCCACUUUUUAAAAAAGUCCUUUUUAGGUUUUGUAAAGAAAGUUAUUGCCAUUUUGCGAUCUGUUAACGAUUUUUUUGUCAUUUUACAGCUUGUAAACAAUCAUUUUGGAUUAAAAACUCGCAUUUUAGCUCUUCAUAGUAUUCGCCUUGAUCUGGUCGAUAAUCUAUAACCUGAUCGCCGAACUCUACACCGUUGGCUUCGUAUUCUUCUUCAUUCUGCUAUUACUAGCGUUCGCAUUCACAUUAUAUGGCUGGAGCGUGGUUUACCGUGAUUAUCGACACGUUUUCGAGAACGAGGCCCAACAACCAAAGUACUUUGGGCUUUUGCGAGAACAAAUUAUUGCGCUAAUGCGUUGA
This is a messenger RNA of Bursaphelenchus okinawaensis, 1121 nucleotides long. NCBI's taxonomy places the organism in Eukaryota, Metazoa, Nematoda, Chromadorea, Rhabditida, Aphelenchoididae. The record is from the annotation of a GenBank genome assembly.